CCCUGGGUACCUUGUAGCCCAUUCCCGGGUGGAUCUGGCGGGGUGGAGUGGACUCCAGCGAGAAGCCCGGAGACGUGGAGGCUCUUGUUCUUCUUCCACCAUCUUCUUAAUUACAAAUCAUGGAGGAUGAAAACAAAGCAAUUGAACGUGACGAUUCAAAACCAUCCACAGGAAUGAAUCACACAGCCUCAGUGUGUCAAGAAACACAGGCGGAGACAAUUAUGAACCUCAAAGGGAGAGAUGAAAAUGAACCAACAGAAGGAAGUAACCUAUUGAAUAGCAGUGAAAAAAAGCUACAAGAAACAUCAGCUGAAUCAGAUUGCUCACAAAGACUGAAACAAGCCCUGGCUUGCCCUCCACAUGGUUUACUGGACAGAAUAAUAACAAACGUUACCAUCCUCGUUCUUCUGUGGGCUGUAGUUUGGUCAAUUACUGGCAGCGAAUGUCUUCCUGGGGGAAACCUAUUUGGAAUCAUAAUCCUUUUCUAUUGUGCCAUCAUUGGAGGUAAACUUUUGGGGCUUAUCCAGUUACCCACAUUGCCCCCACUGCCUCCCCUUCUCGGCAUGCUCCUUGCUGGGUUUCUCAUCAGAAAUAUCCCAAUUAUCAGUGAUAAUGUACAGAUCAAACAUAAGUGGUCUUCCUCUUUGAGAAGCAUAGCCUUGUCUAUCAUACUGGUUCGCGCUGGCCUUGGUCUAGAUUCAAAGGCCCUGAAGAAAUUGAAGGGUGUGUGUGUCAGGCUGUCCAUGGGUCCCUGUGUCGUGGAGGCGUGCGUGGCUGCUCUUCUUGCCCACUUCCUAAUGGGCUUACCGUGGCAGUGGGGAUUUAUACUGGGUUUUGUUUUAGGUGCCGUAUCUCCAGCUGUUGUGGUGCCCUCAAUGCUCCUUUUGCAGGGAGGAGGUUAUGGAGUUGAAAAGGGCAUCCCCACCUUGCUUAUGGCUGCCGGCAGCUUUGAUGACAUUCUGGCCAUCACAGGCUUCAAUACCUGCUUGGGCAUGGCCUUUUCCACAGGCUCUACAGUUUUUAAUGUCCUUAGAGGAUUUUUGGAGGUGGUCAUUGGUGUGGCAGCUGGAUCUCUUCUUGGAUUUUUUAUUCAGUACUUUCCAAGCAGUGACCAGGACAAACUCAUGUAUAAGAGAGCAUUUCUUGUUUUGGGGUUCUCUGUGCUAGCUGUGUUCAGCAGUGUGGAUUUUGGUUUCCCUGGAUCAGGAGGACUAUGCCACAGAAAUAAAGCCUAUCCCAGGUCAAAUGAUUCAAAUUUUAAAUUGGCAGAGGUUGAAAAGAUAAUUGCAGUUGCCUGGGAUAUUUUUCAACCCCUUCUUUUUGGACUGAUUGGAGCAGAGGUAUCUAUUGCAUCUCUCAGACCAGAAACCAUUGGCUUUUGUGUUGCCACCCUGGGCAUUGCAGUACUGGUACGGAUUUUGACUACAUUUCUGAUGGUGUGUUUUGCUGGUUUUAACAUAAAGGAAAAGAUAUUUAUUUCUUUUGCAUGGCUUCCAAAGGCCACAGUUCAGGCAGCAAUAGGAUCAGUGGCUUUGGACACAGCAAGAUCACAUGGAGAGAAACAGUUAGAAGCAUAUGGAAUGGAUGUGUUGACAGUGGCAUUUUUGGCCAUCCUCCUCACAGCCCCAGUUGGAAGUCUCCUUAUUGGUUUGCUGGGCCCCAGGCUUCUCCAGAAAGUUGAACAUCAAAAUAAAGAUGAAGUAGUUCAAGAAGAGACUUCUGUGCAAGUUUAAUGGUGAAAAGAGAGAAUGCUGAACACACUGGUUAGAAAGCUGCUAUUUUUAUCAAGAGGGAUAUUGAAAUAUGUGAUGUUUAAGCUCCAAACGUGAUAGAACCAAAAGUCUGGCUGUUUCUUUAAACUGCAUUUUUAGCCCUUGCAUUUUACAUGUGAGUAAUAAUGCUCAACAUCUCCAACCCCAGUUUCUUCCCUUUCCUCCCCAAAUACCCCUUCAUCACAUAUCUUAAUUUGUAUAAGGGUGUAUCUACUUUAAUGACCUAUCAUGAUUUAAAUUAGCAUGGGAAAGACCAACUUUAGCUUAGGCAGCAGCUUGUGCUAACUUUCUUUAAACUGUCAUAGUUUCAUCAUUCAUAGUCACCUGUGCUCUAAUUCCUUGAAUUGUUUUUGGCUCCUCUUGUAUUUGUUUUUGUUUUUAAAAACUGUAAUGUAGUCCCUCAUCAAUUUCUACCCUCACUUUCCCUGCUAAUCUGCCUCUUCUUCAUUUCUUGCUCUUACCACCUUUCUGUGAAUUAUUGUAACUGGUCCCUCCAAAAUUUUAAAGUAUAUGAGUAUCUUCAUUGGUUCGUCAUCUUGCCUCACUAGGUGUUGAAAGACAUUGUACUAUUUCCUAGCUGGCAACCCAGAGUCCUCUGUUUCCUUGGCCCAUCUGGGUCUGCCUGAAUUAUGGAGUGUCCUGAUCUAGCUCUUAGUUGUUUCUUGUGACCCACAUCUUUUCUCGGUGAGAAAUAGCUAAUUUUGAAAUCUAUGCCCACCUCAGAAAUAUUAUAUUAAGGCAAUAUAAUCUGCUAUGGGAAAGAAAUAAGACAUACUACACGUAGUACUUAAAAGGAAACAGAAUUUUCUUUCCUCUGAUGAGCCUGGCUGGUUAGUAGAUGCUGACAGGAUUACUUUGUUCAUGAGUUCUGCUCAGAGACCCAUGUCUUUCUCUAUCAGGAAGCUCUGUUGUGUCCCAGCUUAGGACACUGGUCAAAGAAGAAUCUCUGCCAUGUCUCUUUUCUUCCUCUCAGAAGGAGGAAAAAGAGAAAAUGCAAGUAAAGCAAUUUAUUUUUUAAGACGUGAUGUAGAAGUUGGGCACAUGUCUCCUCUUACAUUCUGUAGAGGGCCAUCUCCAGCUAGGAGGAGGCUGAGAAGUAUUGUCUCUCGCUAAGCAUUUAUGGGGGCUAGAACCUCUGCUGGGGUGGGUGUUAUUAUCACUCAGUAGCACAUGCUUGCCCACUAACCUGAGUGAAUUCCAUGGCAGGAAUUUCAGACAUUGUGACAUGCCAGCAGAGAAAAGAUUAGAAGAAAGGCUUAUCUGCACUUGUCACAUUUUAUCCCACUUUAUAGCAGGCCACCUCUGCUUUUGUGCACCAUUCCUAAGUUCCUCUUCACUCGCCUGUCUAGUUGCUGCUGAAACAAUCAUAUUCAAAUCCAGUUUACAGAUUUUAUCAUGUUAUAUGUAUAUGUAUACCUCAACAUGUAUACUUGUCAUAUCCCAUCUGAAUUCACCUAAAUUCAAA
Molecule: messenger RNA, 3237 nt
Organism: Otolemur garnettii (small-eared galago)
Lineage: Eukaryota; Metazoa; Chordata; Mammalia; Primates; Galagidae
Gene: SLC9B2
Product: solute carrier family 9 member B2
Exons: 13
Coding region: 120-1733 (537 amino acids)
Biological process (GO): proton transmembrane transport
Cellular component (GO): membrane
Molecular function (GO): antiporter activity
Source: RefSeq, a predicted model, not a curated record